AGGGCUGUCGCAGGGUGUGCAGAGGUGUGCAGGACCUGAGGGUUGUUCAGAGGAUCCUAAGAAAAGGAGGAAAAAUGAUAGCCACACCCCGUGCUGAUCCCAGAGGUGGGAGGGUACAUAGGUCUACAGCUUGUUUUAGAAACACACACACACACACACAUGCACACACACACAUACACACACAAAUGCACCCCUUGCCAAACCUGCAUAAGCUCUGUGGCCUGUGUGCACCUCAGUUUCUCAGUCUGCUCUCAUACCUUAGUUCUGCAAGAUGUGCCACUAGGGAGAAGAGGGGAAGAAGGGACCUGGUCCUCUCUGUCCCCCACUCACCCCACAGUUACAGAAUUGCUUCAAAGCAAGAUGUAAAAGUAUAAAUCCAAAUACCAAGCAAAAGCCCCUCAAAGGGGCCUGAUGCAGUGACCCGGGCCUGAAGUCUGAGCUUCGUGGGCUUGCGGGGGAACCUGCCUCUCACUAGCCCGCUGAUUUUCAUCAAGAAAACCCCCAGCACCAUCCCAACACACAAACCUCCAAACCCAGGAGCCUACACUGUCAGGAAUCCCAGCCAUCCCCGGCACUCGAGGGCCCAAGGGGCACAAGGGAGAACCUGGCACACCUGGCCAUCCCGGGAAAAAUGGCCCCAUGGGAGCCCCUGGGAUGCCGGGCAACCCCGGGCCCAGAGGCCCCCCCGGGAUGCCGGGCGAGGAGGGUAGAUACAAGCAGAAGCACCAGUCCGUGUUCACAGUCGCCCGGCAGACGGAACAGCACCCUACAGCCAACGGCCUGGUCAGGUUCAACGCAGCCAUCACCAACCCGCAGGGAGAUUAUGACAGGGACUCGGGCAGGUUCACCUGCCAGGUGCCGGGCCUGUAUUACUUCAUCUACCACACCUCGCUGACAGAAAACCUGUGCGUGCAGCUGUACCACGACAACGUCAAGGUGACCACCUUCUGCGAGCACGUGCUGCAGGGCAACAGUCAGGACAGCAAGCAGGUCACCUCGGGCGGCGUGGUACUGCACCUGCAACAGGGCGCGCAGGUGUGGCUGGGCGUCAACGAUUACAAUGGCAUGGUGGGCACCCAGGGCUCCGACAGUGUCUUCUCGGGCUUCCUGCUCUUCCCUGACUAGGGUGCUGCAGCCCCGGGGCCACCCCGCCUCUCUCGGCUUCCCCCAUUUUCUCUCAGCCCUUCUCCCCACCUGAUGGACUCCUCCUCCAGGAAGCCCUCGAGUCCUCUCCCUCCUGUACGCUCCUUCUGGAUCACUGUUGCACCAUCCCUGUGACCCUUAACCAAUACCUUCUUAACCAAUACCUUCUGGGACUGUUAUUCAUUUAUCUCAAGUCUGUGACGAGGCGGGAAGAAAUGUGAAUAAAUAACUAUUUCAGUAAA
This is a messenger RNA of Cavia porcellus (domestic guinea pig), 1385 nucleotides long. RefSeq names its product complement C1q C chain (gene C1qc). The transcript has 2 exons. The coding region runs from base 640 to 1125 and encodes 161 amino acids. Gene Ontology annotation, molecular function: protein binding. Lineage: Eukaryota; Metazoa; Chordata; Mammalia; Rodentia; Caviidae. The record is from RefSeq and is a predicted model, not a curated record.